Coregonus clupeaformis (lake whitefish) is the source of this 1734-nucleotide messenger RNA. RefSeq lists its product as uncharacterized. Gene Ontology annotation, molecular function: protein binding. NCBI's taxonomy places the organism in Eukaryota, Metazoa, Chordata, Actinopteri, Salmoniformes, Salmonidae. The transcript has a single exon. The record is from RefSeq and is a predicted model, not a curated record. The coding region runs from base 308 to 1192 and encodes 294 amino acids.
UCCCACUCCCAGUUCAGAUGUGUGUUGGGGGCGGUUGUUGUGAAAUGGGGGUCCUGUAGCCGAUGUGUGUGAAUGUAGGCUAGUCCUGCGUGUGUGCUACAUGUAUGCUUGAACGUGUAUAUUAAAAUAUUUCGAAUUAUUAGAAUAGUCCGGCCUACAUAUAAACAAUACAAUUAUUUCAACCUAGUAGGCUACCAUGGACAGUAUGUGCGAUUUUAUGUUUUAUAAAUAGCCUAUGCAUGAACUGCGGUCUCAUUGAAGGACACGAACGAGGGGCAUUAGUAAAGCAAUCGGACCUCAGAUCAUCAUGUCUACGUCGGCUACGAACAAUGGUAGACUCCAUACGGACGAGAAAUACAAACAACGAAAAUACCAAUCUUUUCUCUUCUAUCAGGCCGUGCGGGAUCUAAAGCCUGUUUGGAUGUUGGAGGACAUGCGGACAAUGGAGACCUUUUACUGGGAGGAAGACGCCAGCCAGAGGUCCUACACUCCCUCGGAGGCAUUGCUGUACGCUAUCGUACAUGACCACCAAGCCUACGCUCAAUACUUGCUCAGUCACUACACUGAUGAAGCACUGGCCAUGCCCGGCGAGCGCUUUUGUUGCUGUCCAUCCUCUGCCCCGCAUUUGGCGAUGGCUGUCAGGUAUGACAGACGGGACAUACUGGGUCUCAUAUUGCAAGAAGCGCAUCGAUUACCUAGUCUGCGGUCAUAUAUGAACCGAGGCGGAUGUUUUCACAUGGAGGACGGUAAAACCCCACUACAUCUGGCCUGUGAGCUCCUGCGCUCAGAGUCAGUUAUUCUGUUAUUGGGCAACGGCGCCUCGCCACAGGCAGAAGAUCAAAACGGUAUGACGCCACUGGAUGUCAUUUUGGAACAGCUGUGGGACUCCAAAGUGAACAUUGGGCCCAAAAAGCUAUGUCUUGACAACUUGUUAAUGUUUAUGCCUGAGAUUCGUUUCAAAAUGAAGAGUGCACUCGAAGGAGACCCAGUUUGUUGGUCCAAAGUCCUUGGUGAGGACAAAUUCAAAUACCUCGUUGGACAGAAGCCAGCGCCACUGUUUCUCAUGGCUAUGCAAAAAAUUCUGAGGCAGCUUCCCCCAGAGCAGUUCCCUGACAGCCUGGAUGAGCUUCCCAUACCUUCCUCAUUGAAACCACUACCCUGCAAACAGCUUGGACAGCUGAAAGUGUUUUAAACGUGUUUUAACAAGUUUUAAAACUGUCUACAUUAUGUAUUUAUAUGAAUGUUUUAGCAUGAUCAAGAUAUCUGUGUGAUGAGCAUGUAGGCCCUAUGUAUGAUUGUAUCAAUACAAACCCCUUGUAUGAAAUUAAGAAGCUAUAAGAAUGGGUGCUAAUUAUGAUAAUAUCUGUGAUUCAAGUUUCAUAAAUAAAUGAAAAAGGUAUUUGUGUAAAUUAUUUACAUUUUAUUUUUCAACCUUUUUAUAUAAGUUGUAUGCAAAUGUCUCAGACUGGAGACUACAGUAUAACAAUAUAUUUUAAUUGUCGUGCUGAAUUUUACGCUUUUAUAGCCUACAGAACAAAGACAAUGUGUGAUUGGUUAUCUGUAUUGAAUGAUUACCUCAAUUAUGUUUAAUAUCUUAAUAGGAACUUUUAAACAUAUUUAAAAUGCCACUAACAAUUCCAUUAUGCUUCUCCAGUGAUGGCUUUCCUCAUUAUCAACAUAAUGCUCAAGAGAAAAGAGAAUUUGAGAAACUAAUAAAUCGAAACUCGCAUCAUU